Messenger RNA from Pieris macdunnoughi, 3099 nucleotides. NCBI's taxonomy places the organism in Eukaryota, Metazoa, Arthropoda, Insecta, Lepidoptera, Pieridae. The record is from the annotation of a GenBank genome assembly.
AUGGAGCACGCGCUACAGCAUCGUGAACGUGUCGGGGUGCAAGACUUCGUGCUACUCGAGGACUUCCUCUCUGAAGCUGCCUUCAUAGACAAUCUUCGGAAACGGUUUAACGAGAAUAUUAUCUAUACCUAUAUUGGGAAUGUCCUAAUAUCUGUGAACCCGUACAAAAAUCUCCCAAUCUACACAGAGGAGAAAACGAAACUAUACUACAAGAAAGCAUUUUUCGAGGCGCCACCGCACGUAUUCGCCAUAGCAGACAACGCCUACCGGUCUCUAGUCUAUGAACACAGAGAACAAUGCAUACUGAUCUCAGGUGAAUCUGGUUCAGGCAAAACAGAGGCCUCAAAGAAAGUUCUAGAGUACAUAGCAGCACGAACCAACCACCUUCACAAUGUGGAGACUGUCAAAGACAAGCUGCUUCAGAGUAAUCCCCUCCUCGAAGCUUUUGGUAAUGCGAAAACGCACAGGAACGACAAUUCCAGCAGAUUUGGCAAAUACAUGGAUAUACAAUUCAACUAUGAAGGCGCUCCCGAAGGUGGUCACAUAUUGAACUAUCUCCUGGAGAAGUCCAGGGUUGUCAGUCAGAUGUCUGGAGAGAGGAAUUUCCACAUUUUCUACCAGCUAUUGGCUGGUGCUGAUCAAGCGCUGCUCCAGCAUUUGAAGCUGCAAGGAAGGCCGGAGAUGUACAAAUAUACUACCGAAAAUACCUCAGCUAGUCAAAAGCUAAACGAUGCUGAACAAUUUCGUUCAGUAUUAGAAGCCAUGAAGGUGAUAGAAAUCUCAGAGGCCGAACAGAAAGAGAUAUUCGAGAUCGUGGCGAGUGUACUUCAUCUUGGUAAUGUGAAGUUCGUCCAGAAUGAAAAAGGAUAUGCUGAGAUUCUUCAUCAUGACAAUAAUAGUGCUAAUGUUGCUGAUCUCCUCAAAGUGAAUCCUCAAAAACUUCGCGAGGCCCUAACAAGUAGAACGAUUGACGCAAGAGGUGAUGUCGUAAACACUCCUCUGGAUCUCGAACAAGCACAAUAUGCAAGGGACGCCUUAGCCAAAGCGAUAUAUGAGAAGCACUUCAGUUGGCUGGUCUCCAGACUCAAUUCGUCACUCGCACCGAGGGAGAGGGACCCUAGGGCCUCCGUAAUGGGAAUAUUGGACAUCUACGGCUUUGAGAUUUUCCCGAAAAAUAGCUUCGAGCAGUUCUGCAUUAACUUCUGCAACGAGAAGCUGCAGCAGCUGUUCAUCGAGCUCACCCUCAAGCAGGAGCAGGAGGAGUACCUCCGUGAGGGCAUCGAGUGGGAGCCAGUCGAGUACUUCAACAACAUCGUCAUUUGCGAUCUUAUUGAAGCACGCCAUAGAGGUAUUAUAUCAAUAUUGGACGACGAAUGCCUUCGUCCUGGUGACGCGACAGAUCUAAGUUUCUUAGAGAAGUUGACUCAGAAGUUGGACGGUCACGCGCACUUCAAGUCCCAUCGGAAAGUUGAUGUUAGGACACAGAAACUCAUGGGACGUGAUGAGUUCUGCUUGGUCCACUACGCGGGUGAAGUGACAUAUAAUGUGAAGACGUUUAUUGAGAAAAACAACGACUUAUUGUUCCGUGACAUGCAGAAUCUGAUGUCUGCUUCUGGUAACAGUACGGUUGGCUGCUGUUUUAAGGACCUCAACCUGCGAAGCAAGAAGAGACCAGAAACCGCCAUAACGCAGUUUAAGAUCUCUCUCAACGAAUUAAUCAAAAUCUUAAGCAGCAAAGAGCCUUCAUACAUCCGUUGUAUAAAACCUAAUGACUUCAAAACGCCUAUGCAAUUCGAUGAAAAGCUGGUAUCUCACCAAGUGAAAUACCUCGGUCUGAUGGAGAAUCUUCGAGUACGAAGAGCAGGCUUCGCGUAUAGACGCACAUACGAAGCUUUCCUAGAAAGGUACAAGUGCUUGAGUGAAGAUACAUGGCCCAACUACCGCGGACCAGCUCGCGAGGGAGUUCAAAAACUCGUUAUAGCCCUCCAAUACGAGAAAGAAGAGUAUAGAAUGGGAAAUACGAAAAUAUUCAUCCGAUUCCCCAAAACGCUAUUCGAGACGGAAGAUGCUUUCCAAAUUAAGAAGAACGACAUAGCGACCAUCAUCCAAAGCCGAUGGAAAGGCUAUCGGCAGAGGAAGCAAUACCUCAAGAUGAGGCAAUCUGCUAUUGUCAUACAGAAGUGGGUGAGACGGUUCCUAGCUCAGAAGCUGAGGGAGAGGAGACGAAAGGCUGCUGACGUCAUUAGAGCGUUUAUUAGAGGUUUUAUAACGCGAAAUGGACCUGAAACUGUUGAGAACCGCCGUUUCCUGGCCAUCGCCAAAGUGCAUUGGCUGAAGCGUCUCUCAACGAGACUGCCAACUCAAGUGCUAGAUCUCUCUUGGCCUCAUUGUCCUGCCACUUGCCAGGAAGCCUCCAGGGAAUUGCACAGACUGCACAGAGCCCAUUUGGCCAGGAAAUACCGUCUGGCGUUGACACCGUCUGAGAAGAAACAGUUCGAAUUGAAGGUGUUGGCUGAAAAGAUGUUUAAAGAUAAAAAGCACAGUUACUCCAGCAGUAUCCCCGAGCGGUUCGUUGAAGAUCGUCUUACGGACGAGCAUCGGGUCUUGAGAAAUACAUUCAUGGCGUCACCGUCUUGGCCCACUGGGGAACAACUUAUUUACUCUUGUGAAGCAGUGAAAUACGACCGGCGUGGGUACAAACCCCGCGAGCGAGCUUUACUGGCGUCCGACAAGGCGCUUUAUGUUUUGGAUGCAGCUGGUCGGAAGAUGUACAAAUUGAAGCACAGAUUACCCCUUGACAAGUUGAGAGUCAUUGUUACCAACGAAACUGAUAGCUUGGUGUUGAUUAAGAUACCGCAGGAGCUGAAGAAAGAUAAGGGUGAUCUAAUAAUGUCAGUAUCGCACGUGAUAGAGGCGUUGACAAUCGUCACGGAUUAUACCAAAAAACCGGAAAUCAUAGAAAUUGUCGACACUAGGACCAUUGCCCAUGACCUGGUGAAUGGCAAACAAGGCGGAACUAUUGAAGUGACCCACGGCCCACAACCCGCUAUACAAAGGGCUAAAAGCGGUAAUUUGUUGGUUGUGGCUGCAACUCCAUAA